Molecule: messenger RNA, 685 nt
Organism: Belonocnema kinseyi
Lineage: Eukaryota; Metazoa; Arthropoda; Insecta; Hymenoptera; Cynipidae
Exons: 3
Coding region: 61-591 (176 amino acids)
Source: RefSeq, a predicted model, not a curated record
AUUUAUAGAAAAAUAAGCAUCUUUACAAAAUAGGAUAAGGUGGUUAAAUUUACUUGGAUUAUGGGGGCCGGCGGCUGCAGUAUUCGUUCCAACAAAAGGUCUCGAUUCUCCAAGAUGGAUCAGUCCAGGUCUGGUGGCAAGCCAAAUUUUUUGGGUUCGGCAUCGCCUCUCAAAGGUACGAACAAGGGCGGGUUCGGAAGUGCACACAACGCAGCCCGGGAUGGGACGCUUCCGCAGCCUAACGGAUUUCCGACCAGGGUUCAAGUAGAACCCUCCCCCAGACCAGAAUCAGCCAAGAGGCCCGGUACCUCCCCUCUCCAGGCGGCCUCCCUGAAGGAAAGUCGCCUGGAAAUAAUUAACAGGAGCGGGCGCAGGCGACUCCUAUCCCUUCCCUCCAAUAUGGCGGGCGGGGUAUGGAAUAUGGGAGUCUUCAACGCUGGCACUCGCGGAACGGAAAUAGUUCGCUUGCACUCGACUGAGGUGUUUUCCUGCGGCACAGUUGGAGUUCGUGUGAGGAAGGCAAGAAGAAUUGUCCCGUACGAAGAGGAAUCCGGAGGAGUUCAAAGGAUUGUGAAUUUAGGAUUACUUUAAUCGAAUUUGUGGUUACGUCAUGGCUUGUUGAUUGAAUCAAAAGGCCAAAAACAAAGAAGAAUAAGAAGCAGGAAUCCUUUCUUACGCUUCGCAG